Molecule: messenger RNA, 2138 nt
Organism: Prosopis cineraria
Lineage: Eukaryota; Viridiplantae; Streptophyta; Magnoliopsida; Fabales; Fabaceae
Product: alpha-dioxygenase PIOX
Exons: 10
Coding region: 56-1984 (642 amino acids)
Biological process (GO): response to oxidative stress
Molecular function (GO): heme binding; peroxidase activity; oxidoreductase activity, acting on single donors with incorporation of molecular oxygen, incorporation of two atoms of oxygen
Source: RefSeq, a predicted model, not a curated record
UGGGAAAUGGCUAUAGCUCCUCACACGCAGCCAGAAAUUUGAAGGAAACACAAACAUGUUGUCACUAAUGGAUCUCGUGAGAACUCUCUGUUCCAGAAUUGUUCACCAGUUCAUCCACAAAGACUUCCACGAAGCCGUUUCCAGGAUGACCAUCAUCGAUACCUUUCUGUUCCUCAUUGUGCACUCCAUCGACAAGAUGGGGAUAUGGCCACGCCUGCCAGUGUUCCUGGGCCUGUUUUACCUGGGAAUAAGGAGGCAUCUUCACCAACAAUACAAUCUGAUCAACGUCGGGAGGACUCCAGUGGGCGUGAGGUUCAACCCCCUCGAUGUCCCCUUCCGAACUGCCGACGGCAAGUUCAACGACCCCUUCAACGACGGAGCUGGAAGCCAAGGAUCUUUCUUCGGCAGGAACGUCCUCCCUGUUGAGCAGAAAAACAAGCUAUUGAAGCCGGACCCCAUGGUGGUGGCCACAAAACUUCUGGCACGCAGAACUCUGAAGGACACCGGGAAGCAGUUUAAUGUGAUCGCAGCUUCCUGGAUUCAAUUCAUGAUUCAUGACUGGAUCGAUCACUUGGAGGAGACCAACCAGAUGGAACUAAGUGCGCCGAGGGAAGUUGCAAGCCAGUGCCCACUCAAGUCUUUGAGAUUUUACAAGACCAAGGAAGUCCCAACUGAUUUCUACGACAUCAAGACCGGUGCUGUAAACAUUCGUACACCCUGGUGGGACGGAAGCGCCAUAUACGGGAGGAAUGCAAAGGUGCUGGGGAGAGCGAGGACAUACAAAGACGGGAAGCUAAAGGUAUCCAGAGACGGGACCCUUCUCCACACCGACGACGGAAUCGCCAUCGCCGGUGACGUCCGUAACAGCUGGGCCGGCAUCUCCACCCUGCAGUCCCUCUUCAUUCAAGAGCACAAUGCCGUCUGCGAUGCUCUCAAGAGGGGAUACCCAGAUUUGGAAGACGAGGAUCUUUAUCGCCAUGCUAGGCUGGUAACUGCAGCUGUCAUCGCCAAGAUUCACACCAUUGAUUGGACCGUCGAACUCCUCAAAACUGACACCUUACUUGCCGGCAUGAGGGCUAACUGGUAUGGAUUACUGGGAAAGAAAUUCAAGGACACGUUUGGGCACGUGGGAGGAGCUAUCUUGGGAGGAUUUGUGGGGAUGAAGAAACCGGAUAACCAUGGGGUUCCGUACUCUCUCACCGAGGAAUUUGUGAGCGUCUAUAGGAUGCACUCCCUGCUACCCGAUACCCUCAAGCUCAGAGACAUCUCCGCCGCUCCGGGACCCAACAAAUCUCCCCCCUUGAUUAAAGAGAUUCCAAUGCCGAAUUUGAUCGGCCUGCCAGGAGAGAAGACCUUAGGAGAGAUAGGGGUUGCAAGGCAACUAGUAUCCAUGGGCCACCAAGCCUGUGGUGCUCUUGAGCUCUGGAAUUAUCCAGUCUGGACGAGAGACCUGGUAGCACAGAACAUGGACGGCACCGAGAGGCCCGAUCACGUGGACCUACCAGCUCUUGAAAUAUACAGAGACAGAGAGAGGAAUGUGGCGAGGUACAACCAGUUCCGGAGGGGGAUGCUGUUGCUGCCAAUCACAAAAUGGGAGGACCUGACGGACGACAAGGAAGCGAUAAAAGUAUUGGAAGAGGUGUACGGGGACGACGUGGAGGAGCUGGAUACACUGGUGGGUCUCAUGGCAGAGAAGAAGAUCAAGGGUUUUGCCAUCAGCGAGACCGCCUUCAUCAUAUUCCUGCUUAUGGCAUCCAGGAGGUUGGAGGCAGACAGGUUCUUCACGAGCGACUUCAACGAGGAAACGUACACGAAGAAGGGGCUGGAAUGGGUGAACACAACGGAGAGCCUGAAAGACGUGCUAGACCGUCACUACCCAGAAAUGACGCAUAAGUGGAUGAACUCGUCGAGCGCUUUCUCGGUCUGGGAUUCUCCUCCCAACAGUCAUAAUCCCAUCCCCCUCUACCUGCGUGUUCCCCAUUAAGUGCGUUUUGUUUGGGCCCUGUUACUGGAUCCUUCGCUUGGUUCCCUUUGGGUUGGGUUGUGUUUAAUAAAAGCCUGCUUGUACUUGAACUUCUGAAUAUAUUUCUAAUGUACUGUUUAGCUCCCAUUGAAAUGUGAAUUUUAUAUUUGGAAUA